AUGCUGCUGCUGCAGGUGUUGGAAGCACUAGAUGAUUUGAGGAAGAAACAAGAGCCACAACCCGAGGAGGUGCUUCCAGUUGAGAAACUAAUUGCAGAAGCCUAUUCAGUGAUCGACAAAGCUGUGAAAGUCGGGACGCUGCACAGGAACACAGGAGCACGCAGGAAAUCACGGCUUGCCAGGACUAAAAAGGCUGUCGAGGUUCAUCAUGGCUGGUACACUCCUUCCCCUACCCCUGCUGCAGUUGCCAGCUAA
Linum tenue is the source of this 255-nucleotide messenger RNA. The record is from the annotation of a GenBank genome assembly. Lineage: Eukaryota; Viridiplantae; Streptophyta; Magnoliopsida; Malpighiales; Linaceae.